Molecule: messenger RNA, 1440 nt
Organism: Lachancea thermotolerans CBS 6340
Lineage: Eukaryota; Fungi; Ascomycota; Saccharomycetes; Saccharomycetales; Saccharomycetaceae
Gene: SRF1
Product: phospholipase D regulator
Exons: 1
Coding region: 1-1440 (479 amino acids)
Biological process (GO): positive regulation of catalytic activity
Cellular component (GO): fungal-type vacuole; cell periphery
Source: RefSeq, a predicted model, not a curated record
AUGAGCAGCUCUCGGCCUGAAGGGGAGACAUCCAAUGGCGAGAAAAAAUACUCUCAUGCACUGGAUGCAGAGCCAAGCGACUUCGGUGGUCAAAACUCAAGGGUAUCGCAAGGGCAUUCGUCAACUGCAUCUGGGUCCGACUCGAGAGACCAAGACGGGAGUCGAUCAAAGUUCCUGAAUUCGUACGGCCUCGUAGCUACUACAGUACCACCCUUUGCGCUGGACGAGCAAUUGAAGCAGCAAAAUCUGCGGCAGGUGCAAACUCACAGUGCACUUGUGGCUGAGAAAGAAUUAGGACGAUACUGCAAAGACCCAUUUUUGGUGUCCCACAAUUUACGGUGGGGGCCGUUUGCCGAGAACGUUGGCUCGAAUGCUGCGUACUUCAACAAGGCAACCAAGCCCGCGACCGGCUCGCCGGGUUUCACGCUUUACGAGGACGAUGCAGGUCCCUCGUCUAGCGCGGUUUCGACUAAGGAAGAGGAAGACCAAGACAUAAACAAGACAGCAGGCGAAUCAUCUUCCUACGAGGAGGACAAAAGCGUCAGUAAACAGACUCGCACGGAGGCUCCGCACGAUGUGUUCGCAGACCUAAAUGGGUCAUGGGGUGGGAGUGAGCGACUCAACGCAAUUUUCAAUGGGCCCCUGUUGGACAGCGACAAGCUGACCAGCCACAAAGACCGCAAUGACUGGUCUGAGUACCUGGAGUCUGUGAAGGCCUUCUACUAUACAAACGGUCCCCUCAACCAGGACCUUGAGGCAGGUCUUCGCAGGGAAGGUUCCAGUAACCUCGACGACACAGAGGAAAACAAGCUACACACAUUUUUAGAGAAGCAACGCUCGGACUUCAAAGAGACUCGAAAACACUGGAGACAGCUCGAGCGGCAAAAAAAACAAAAAUGGGUCCCAACACUACGCAAACUACUUCUGGACAGUCAAUAUCUACCCUUAAGUUUCCGUAUGUUCAUUGUUAUCCUGUCUGCCAUCGCGCUGGGCCUGGCUAUCCGCAUUUUCCAAAAUUCUAAAGGUGAACUUGAGUUUUCCGGGUCUUCUGUCCCGCAGCAGGCAAGCACUAUCAUGGCGAUCUGCGUCAACUCCAUCGCAGUGCUAUAUUUGUUUUAUAUUGCCUAUGAUGAGUUUUCUGGCAAGCCCUUGGGACUGCGGGAUCCUGUGGGCAAGCUCCGGCUAAUUCUGCUCGAUCUACUCUUCAUCAUUUUUUCGAGUGCCAACCUGGCACUGACUUUUAAUACACUUUACGACAAACAAUGGGUGUGCACUGAGGGGAAGUACUCCGAGGAUGAGCUACCAAAAAUGGAAUAUAUCUGCAGGAAGCAGAGAGCUCUGGCAUCAUUUCUAUUUGUCGUACUUUUCAUGUGGGUGGUGACUUUUACGGUCAGCAUCCUCAGGGUGGUGGAGAAAAUGAGUUCAGGCUCACCACGGUAA